Brassicogethes aeneus is the source of this 500-nucleotide messenger RNA. Lineage: Eukaryota; Metazoa; Arthropoda; Insecta; Coleoptera; Nitidulidae. The record is from the annotation of a GenBank genome assembly.
AUUGUUUUAAGUAUUUUUAUAAGUUUUAAGUGUUGUAUAUUUUUAUGUUUAUAAAUUGUUAAUAACAAUUUGUUAUGGCUUCAACAAACUUUAAGUGUGAUAUUUGUCAAAAGUGUUUUGCUUCCAAUGGGAAUUUAAGAAGGCACAAUAAGACACAUGAAAAUGAUAUCGUUGAGUCAAAAGAAUUUUUGAUUUGGCUUCAACAAGAAGAAAAGGAAAAUAACAUCAGAUUCAUUAAACAACGGGGUGUCAAAAGAUGUAAACAGAGAAUAGUUUCUGAGGAAAAAAGGCAGCGUUCUCAAAAAAGCCAGGGUUCAUCAAAAUGUGACUGUACAUGCCAAAUAGCUGAAAAAAUUGAAAAUUCCUCAAAAAAAUGUUACAUUCAAUACACGUCUACCCACUAUGGCCAUAAUAAUGAGAUACAGCAUCUCAGAAUAUCCAAACAGUGCCGGAAAGAAGUCGCGCAAAAAUUAUUAAUAGGUGUUUCUACCACUCGGUAA